This is a messenger RNA of Acanthocheilonema viteae, 372 nucleotides long. The record is from the annotation of a GenBank genome assembly. NCBI's taxonomy places the organism in Eukaryota, Metazoa, Nematoda, Chromadorea, Rhabditida, Onchocercidae.
AUGCAAAGUGUGCUAUUGAUUCGCUUUGCUUUUUCACUUUUUUUGGUAGGAUUUGAUGUUUCACGUGUUCCUUCUCAUUUACAACCCAUUGCAUGGCUAAUUGGCAUUUGGCGAUCGGAACACGGUGGGAAAGCAAUUUUUCCAACAAUACCAACAUUUACAUAUGGCGAACAAGUUGAAAUUUCAAUUCCUGACGAUCACAUGACCGGAUUGAAAGCGCUCAAUUACACAGCAUUUGCGUGGGGGUCAUCAGGUCAUGAGGAAUUGCACAGUGAAUAUGGUUAUAUUGCAAUGGAACCCAAUACAAAAACUGUUUCACUUACUACUGUAAUGGAUAAUGGCAAGUUCAUAGUGCAUGUUGCUCGGCAUUGA